UAGCUGUGUCCAAGUGAUAAGCUCACGGCCAGGGGCAAGCAUGACAGAAAAUGUGUUAGCGUUUUGUUUUCUGUAGAUGAUAUGCAUCGAUUCAUGCAGUAUCAAUCUUUAGCAUUGACAUGAUCAGACUUUUACUUUCGUAAGUUUCCAGUUUUUUUUUGAUCUGGCCGACCACUGUGUGAACGAGGAUACGUAUAUAUCAGAAGGUUUAGUCCACCGGUGUGACUGUGACCACAGCGACCUCUACGAAAAAAUGAGAUGCAUAAACAGUGAAGCGUCUGCAAUUUUGGCGAGGCGAGGCGCCAGCAGGAACCACGCUUCAAGGGAGCUCUUUCGCAGAUCUAUUCUAGGUCUAGAUGCGUGUACGUCUGGAGGCGCAUGGACCCCAAAUAGGCGGUUUAUCUGCAGUCGAUCAGCUUCUCGAUUAGAAAAAAUGUUGUUCGCGAAGUCACAUGAGUGGUUCCGCGUAGCCGACGACAAAAAAAGUGGUAGAAGAACAGGCCUUUCCAUACGGUCUUUCUCUUAAAUGAAGAUACUGGACCGACUUGCAGAAGCUAUCUUUCUCUCUGUUUCUUUUGUUUUAAUUGCAAAUACGCUGGGAUGAAACAGCCACACGAAUUUUUGUAUACAACAUACAGUGACGAUUGGCGUGUCUGACUUCGCGCAGAAGGAAUUGGGCAAGAUAGUCUACGUGGAUAUGCCGGAACCGGGACAUCACGUUCCGGCUAGCGACUCGGUAGCAGCGAUUGAGUUAUGGAACAAUAUUACAACUUAAGCUUAUUACUGCGUGCGUUGCUUCUUCUACAUCCUAGACUUCAGAGAGGACUGCAACAAAGAGUAGAUAGUAGACAACAUUUACAUUAGAAGCUUUAUUUUUUUAGCUUUAAAAGAGUGCGGGGAUGGCAAAGCGGUAGGAGAGGUCUACACACCCGCAGACUGUGACGUGGAAGAGGUGAACGAACAACUGACGGAAGAGCCAGGAAUUAUUAACGCGGAUUGCUAUGGCAACGGAUGGAUUGUCAAGGUUCAUCAGGAAAGAAUUUUCUUCACUUUUUUUUUCCGAAGUUGUUUGUUUCUAAAGCACGCUAUUCUCUGUGCUUGCAACGAACUAAGAGAGCUCAUUCGUUACUGAGCCAUCGCUUUAUGGGUCUGCUUCCGAUACGACUUUUAGAUCUCAUCUCUUUUCUCUCAAUACGAAUGAAUGUUUAAUAAGUAUUUCUCCAUCUUUCUAUCAAAGAGAGUAUUAAUAUCCAUUGUGGUUCUCCUUAUCAGGCCAAGUUCGCCGACGAGUUUGACGGAGCGGACUUGAUGGAUGAGGCGGCGUACUUGAAAUACCUCGAAACAUGUGAAUCGCAUCAUUAG
This is a messenger RNA of Amoebophrya sp. A25, 1362 nucleotides long. The record is from the annotation of a GenBank genome assembly. NCBI's taxonomy places the organism in Eukaryota, Dinophyceae, Syndiniales, Amoebophryaceae.